Rhodamnia argentea is the source of this 1712-nucleotide messenger RNA. Its product is annotated as alpha-(1,4)-fucosyltransferase. The record is from RefSeq and is a predicted model, not a curated record. Gene Ontology annotation, cellular component: membrane. Lineage: Eukaryota; Viridiplantae; Streptophyta; Magnoliopsida; Myrtales; Myrtaceae. The coding region runs from base 135 to 1469 and encodes 444 amino acids. The transcript has 4 exons. Gene Ontology annotation, molecular function: alpha-(1->3)-fucosyltransferase activity.
CAGACCUCGGACCUUUUCUCACAUCAAUGCGUCCGACCCAUUGACCAUCUCCCUCCUCCGACUUCUCUCUCUACCAGAGAGAGAUAUAGAGAGGGAGAGAGAGGACGGCCGUCACGAAACUCCCUUCCCUCACCAUGCCAUCGAAGCCCAUCAACACCUACACCGUCGCUCUCAUGCUGUCCUUCACCAUCCUCGUCCUCUUCCUCUCGGGCUUCCUCGAAUUCCCUUCCCUCGCCACCUCCGUCCGCUCUGCUCGCGGGCCGGGGAUCUCCGACGCCGCUGCCGCCCCCGAUCCGUUCACCGAUCUGGUGGGCGCGUUCAAGAAAUGGGACUCUCGAGUGGGUUGUGCCCGGUUCAGGGAAAGGCACGGAGGGCAAUUGGGAAAUGGGUUCAAUAGGUCGGCCUCUCCUUCGUCUUCUCUCCAAGUGGGUGGCGAUGGCGAAUCGGAGUGUCGCGAGCUGCAGCUGAGUCACGUCAGUGUGCUGGUCAAAGGGUGGACUUGGAUCCCCGACAAUUUGGACAAUCUGUACCCGUGCCGGUGUGGGUUGAGCUGCUUGUGGACUAAAUCUCCGGUUCUUGCGGACAAGCCCGACGCGUUGCUGUUUGAGACCUCGACGCCUCCGCUUCUGGUAUAUUGUAAGUGGAACAUUCUGGGGAGCGCUUGUCAAAGUGCAACCUCCCUUCCUUUAAAUAAAUGGAAGACUCUCUCCCAUGCUAUCCUUUUGAGGCGCAAUGGGGAUCCACUACGUGUAUACAUGGAUCUGGAGGCUGGCCGAAGGAGAUCAGGCCGAGAAGAUGUAUUCAUCAGUUACCAUGCAAAAGAUGAUGUCCAGUCAACCUAUGCUGGAUCACUUUUCCACAAUGGUCGAAAUUACCACGUGUCUUCUUUUAAGGACAAUGAGACGCUGAUUUAUUGGUCUUCCUCUCGUUGCCUUCCUCAAAGGAAUGAACUCGCAAAAAAGCUCCUCAAAUUGCUGCCUCACCAUUCAUUUGGCAAGUGCUUAAAUAAUGUCGGCGGUCGCGACAAGGCACUUUCUUUCUAUCCUGAGUGUGCCAACGAUGCCAGUGUCACUCCAAAAUGGUGGGACCAUUUACACUGCACCAUGUCUCAUUAUAAGUUUGUUCUUGCAAUCGAGAACACUUGGACGGAAAGUUACGUGACAGAGAAGCUAUUUUAUGCCCUGGAUUCCGGGGCGAUCCCCAUCUAUUUUGGUGCCCCCAAUGUCAUGGACUUUGUCCCUCCGCAUUCAAUCAUAGAUGGGAGCAAGUUUAGCUCCAUGGAGGAAUUGGCAACUUUCGUGAAGUCUCUCGCGAAUGAUCCAGUGGCAUACGCCGAAUACCAUGCAUGGAGAAGAUGUGGUGUACUAGGUAAUUAUGGAAGCACACGAGCGACAAGCCUCGACACCUUGCCGUGCCGGUUAUGUGAGUUCAUUAGCAAGAAAGGUGGGAGAAAUGCGCGAGCUUUAUAAAGAGUUGAUUCUUUUUUUUGUUUCCUUUUCAUCUGAUUGAUGCGCGGUGUUAUAUGAGUCUAGUCCAUGGCCAUUAACAUAUAUAUAGAGAAAGAGAUGGAUACGAGGAGAUGGUAGAUUAGACAUUGAUGUAAGCAUGCCACUAACAAAAUCAUCAUAUUAAUGAAUACGAAGUCAUCCUGAUCUUCGGGUUUGGACUUCUCUCCGAUUUUGUGAAGCGAAGGCAGAUUGGUGUUCGGUUGU